UUUUCAGCACAGCAGUGAUGUUGAAGGUUUCAUAUGCCUUCCUCGUCAUAGAUCAGCUAAGGGACAUGUCGAUUUUCUUUCCGCAUUAGGCGCUGACAUCGCUUCGGCCUUGCAACAAUGGAUUUCUAGCCAAAGUCAAAGUCCGCGAAGCUUGUUCUUCCACCUCGGGGACGGGUGGCCUCUUACCUUUAAAUCAUGGUACAAUCUGUGGACUAAACCACUGCACGUUUUAUUACCUUUAUAUUUCUUUUAAUCGACGUCGCUGGCCAACGUCACCCACCUUCCUUAAAGUUAGUAACAUUAUAUACCUGCUACAAUGUCGACCUGGUCAUGUUCAUCGUGCCCCAAGAGCUUCACUCGCAAGGGCGAUCUUACUCGCCACCAACUGCUGCAUACCGGAAUCAAGCCACACAUCUGCGGCACAUGCGAAAAAGGGUUUGCCCAGUAUUCAGGCCUCAAGACCCACCUCAACACACACACCAAGGCCAAGCCUUAUGUGUGUGGUAUUGGUACCUGUAUGAAAGCGUUCAGUGAUCCCUCGUCUUGCACUCGCCAUCGAAAGGAAACUCACAGACGCGAGGGCGCGUACAAAUGCACUGUACCAGAAUGUGGCACAAGAAUUAAACGGCGAUCUGCUUUUGUCGCACACAUGAAGAAGCAUGGAAUCGACGCCCGUACACUAGAUUUAGAUGCCAUUGCCUCGUCGGCAGAUAAAAAUACUUCCCAACAGUCUACCUUCCAUUUUCUACCUCCCCAAGUAGCCGAUGCUCCUUACCGUCCCCCUUCAGAGGCGUCACUUUCAGGCGUUACUGAAGAACAUUGGGCUCCCGCUGCUCCGAUGCCGACGAGCAACUACCAGAUGCCCGUUCCUGAAUGUGGUGGAGCCUCCGGUGUGACUGACGACAUGUAUAACUAUAGUUGGCCGUCUGAACUUGGCACUGGACAAUCUAGUUCUUCGUUCAUACCCCCGUCAUCGCUAUCUACGUGUCCUCCUACGCAUAUUGACGACUUCAUUUUCGAUGCUGAAUACAACGGAUACCUACAAUCCAAUGACACAUUCUCUGGGUUGCCCUCUUCAUAUGCAUCGGCGUCACCCUCUUUACCUCCUCUUCUCGACGGCUUCGUAGACUGUUUCGGGUCUCGCAUGCGAUCGAUGUCCUCUUCACCGGCCACGUCUUCUAACUCUGCGCUGGACGAUCCGUUGGAUUAUGCUCUCUUGGACCAUAAUGUACCUAACCCAUACCUUUUGUUCAACACCAUUUAAUUUACCGCACUAAUACUUACACUUCACGCAUUCAAGGAUUGUCGCAGGACCACUUUUUAUUCAUAAUUUAUACCGCAGCAUUGUAGCCCUACAUACCUCUCACUUUUCACCAGCAUUUGUUCAGUGAACUCAUGUCUUAUUACCCUGAUACCAAGUGGCUUUUAAUACACUGUACUUUUGAAGUCCC
Messenger RNA from Suillus subalutaceus, 1451 nucleotides. RefSeq lists its product as uncharacterized. Gene Ontology annotation, molecular function: DNA-binding transcription factor activity, RNA polymerase II-specific; RNA polymerase II cis-regulatory region sequence-specific DNA binding. The transcript has 5 exons. The record is from RefSeq and is a predicted model, not a curated record. The coding region runs from base 317 to 1264 and encodes 315 amino acids. Gene Ontology annotation, cellular component: transcription regulator complex; PcG protein complex. NCBI's taxonomy places the organism in Eukaryota, Fungi, Basidiomycota, Agaricomycetes, Boletales, Suillaceae. Gene Ontology annotation, biological process: regulation of transcription by RNA polymerase II.